GUUGUUUAGAGCAAUACACAGAAGAGAUUGCAUUGGAUCUUUGGUUGGAGAGAUCCAUACUCAAUCGACAAUCCAAUACCUAAAACCUCAUAAGCUUCUUGGUUCCACUUAUGCUGACUCUAUUAUGUAUAUACCUACCUAACUUUUCGCAUCAAGAUCUUCUUCAAUACACAACGAAGUCAUUCAUCAUCGAUAAUUUUAAACCUCGCUCAUUGAAGCUUUAAACUUUAGCGCGUGCAGUGAGUUUACCAACUACUCCAUAUCCCAUCAAUAUCGCAACGAAAGAGACAAAAAGAGAAAAAAGCCUGCCCGUUCUGCAUUAACUCAAUCCGUUUUCCCCAACCUCCAGAUCUUUCACCCAACCUCCUCGAUUCCCCUUGACACAACUGCACCUAAAUUGAAUGCCCUGCUCAUUUUUUUCCUAAUCAGUCUAGAUCACACCUUGUACCCCUUCUUGAUUUUCUGUUUCGGCUCUCUUCCGCUCCGUCUGACACUGACAUCUGGCGGUUUUCAGUUCUCUGUUCCUUGUUAAUUGCUAGGUCUGGUUGCUGCGGGCAACUUUGCUGGCCCAUUCUUUUUUCUUAGCCCCCCCGAGGCCCCAGGCGUCUCCCCCGCCGAGCUGCCUGACCUUACCUUACGGGAUCCACAUCCCAUGAGCCUUCACACCAUCCUUUACAAUCGACCACGCCGCACGUCGCAUCCUUAACCCUUCCCCCAAAUCUUUCUCCUUCUCGAAUUCCCCACGGAACCUUGAGGCUUCUAAGGCCAGGUCAAAUUCGAGUCGAGUCGAGUCGUGUCGGUUGUCGACUCUAGUAAGUAGGUAUCACUAUCGACUGUCCCGUCUCUGGGUAGUUGGUAGACGUUCAAAGUUAUUUCCUUUCUUUUAAUCGGGUCGUUUGUUUGUAAGUCUCUCAUCCUUCCUUUUCCCUUGACCGUUGCUUUGCCCUUCUCCGCUUCAUGAGUCGAGCGAGUCGCUUUCAACGCUGGUGGCGAUUCGUUACUCCAUAUAAUUGGCCUACACCGUUAUUUCUCCCCCGUUGGGCACUCGGGUUUACUGACAUGUCCUGCUAGACAAUCUUUGUUGCGCCUUGAUUCCGCAUGUCUUGAUAUCAAACCAUUAAUCAACCAACCCCUCCUCUCCCACCGGUGUUUCUCUGCAUCCGCUCCGGAUCGCAGUCCUGGGAAGAAAGGGCCCCGAAACACCUCCACUUAAGAGCCUCACCAGAUUUACGAUGGGUGUAUCUUCCAGAAAAUCUCUUCCACUUCCCGCCCCUACCGAAACCGAGACUAAUACCACCCCCACCGAUCUUACAACAACGGUGGAUGGGGUGAAUCCCGGUGACGAGAAGUCCUCCUACUCCAUUCCUGAAGACGGAACACCCGUCACCAUUGCUACCCGUGGACACAAGGCUAGCAAAUCUCAGACCUCAUUGCUCAUCGAGUACUUCGAAGGCGGCAAGUCAACUGUCGGUUCAACAGGCGAGCGACGCCCUAGUGUCCGUGUCCGCCUUACACCAUCCAAGAGAGGCCGUUCCGAUCACCAUCUUCAAGUUACAGAAACAAAAGGCGCUCGCAACACCUCUGUGACUCGACGGAUACCAUUGGGAGAUUCUGAAUACUUCGACGGGGACGACGGCAACAGCAUGAGCUCUUACGCUUCUGCUACCGAAGAGUCCAACGUCUCGAGAAAUCCAAUUGACAUUGAGAUUGAUCGUAGUCAUACUGGACGACGACGACGACCUGCCAGCCCAUUGAUCCCUUCGGAGACCUACAACGUCAACGCUUCAGACAUAUCCGCCAUCCCAUCCGACAGCUUUCUCGACGGCGACGCCAAGGGCGACAGUCCAUCAGCAACCCGAGAGAUGGUUGCAGCAGCUGGCGCCGGUGCACUUGCAGGUGCUGCAGUAGAUGAGUUGAAGAACCGGAAGAGUCGAAACAGAGACAGGUCAAAGGUGUCAGAAACAAAGUCGUCGAGGGAAAAGUCGACAGCGGAGAGAAAGCGUCGGCCAAAGAGCAGGACCAGCAGCGUUUCUGAGAGGACGGAGGAGCCUAUUAAAGCCCAUCGCCGUCGCUCUAGCAGAGGUCAACAGGAAUCCAAUGUGUCGGGACUUGACUCGAAUGUCUCAGCCUCUCAUUUGGCUCCCAGCCAUCGCACUCACGCAACACAUUCCUCACGCUCAGAUGUCUCUAAAUCAUCGAUCAACAACCCCAAGCUCCUCGAAACAGUCGAAGACGCCAUUCGCCGCUUGAUUCUGCCCGAACUCAAUGCUCUUAAGCGAGAGACCAGCAAGAGGGAGAGCCGACGCGAUUCCUUUACUUCGUCUGCCACAUCAGUAUCUAAGGAUGAGUUAACCCCCGACCGCCGGCGGUCGUCAGGUCAACGGAAUGAGCCAAAGGAUAGACGCAAUAGAGAGGCUCGUCAUGUCCUGGAAGCUAACUCUGAUGUGAGCCAUGAUUCUAUUGAGGAUGACUAUCAAUACGAGAAUGAGAAUGUUACCCCCAAGCGAAGUGGUGGUGACAUGCUCAAGGCUGCUGCAGCCGGUGCAGCAGUAGCUGGCAUUGGCUCAUCACUUCUCUCAGACAGCACACAAGGCGACCGAAAGCCGAGAGAAAGACGGCGUCGGAGAGCCGAGUCUGCUCAUAGCCGUGGCCUGAGCCGUGACCAUCAUGCGGAUCAGUUCGACAACGAUCCCGUGGUUCCUCAGCCACCCAUGCCUCUCAUGAGUGAAAUCAACCCCUCGGAAAUGACCAGGACUUCUAUCCGAUCUGCAGAUACCGACAGACCUCAUUCGGCUAGCGAGGAGAUCACACCUGUUAAGAACAUUCCGGGUGGAUAUGUCUCUGGAACCUCGACACCUACACCUUCAGCAACUCCCUCAAAUCUCGAGACAACAUUAUCCACUCAGCACGCCAACGUAUCUCAUGGUGAUUUGACUGCUUUACCGCGCGGUCAGAAGGACUACGUGGAAGAGUAUGAACCAGACGAGUAUGGUCAGAAGCAUCCUCUCGAACGACAGGGUCAAUAUGAAGAGGAUGACAUUUCUGACAACGAUUAUCCUGAGGGUGGAUAUGAUAACUCCUAUUUCGCUACCCAGGAUGUCCCUCCUCCAUUAAAGUAUGUUCCCUACCAGGCUGGUGCUCGAGGUCUCAGCCCUAUUCCCAGUGUUUCUGGCUACACUGAGGGUGGCAGCGAGUAUCACCCUCGCAACUCAAGGAGUAUGCACUCUACAAGUGAUGCUUACUACGAGCGAUCUGGGGAUCGCCGCAAUAGCCAGUCUACACCUUCUCUGAACUCCCUCCAAGAACGAGAAAUGGACCAGAUGUCACCUCAAAGUUCCGGUGUAGGUUACCGAAACACCACCUACACAGAUGACAGCGAGCUGGACAAGGUCGCGUCUGGACAAGCUGUCCGUGGCGUUGGUGCCAACCCCAACCUGGUUCACCCUCCGAUGGGACCCGAAUCAGCAGUUGCUUCACUCGUUGAAGGCUCGAUGCUCGAUCAGUCCAUGUUGAGCGGCUCCUACAGCGACUACCCUGGUCCUCGCGACUCGACUCUCUCUUACGAUGACCAGUCAAGGACUUAUAGCAGCCGCGGUGCGAGCCCCGACAAGAACUACAUGGACGGUAGCGAGUUGGAACCUGAGAGGCAUGCCACACCCAGUGCCAGAUCUCAUAACAAAUCACAAGAGUUCACUGAGUAUGACCUGGAUGAGCAUGGCCGAAAGGUGCCCCGGACAAGGUCACCCACGGCGUCAGAAGUCGCUAUUGCGACUGGCGCCGUGGCUGCUCUCAAGGCGGCGCAGGGUAAGAAGCAGGCAGCCACCGAGGAGCCAGAGGAAUACCAAGGCGCUGGCGUCUUCCGUAACAAGUCCUUCAAGGAGCGUACUUUGGAAGGCCAUGAGCCUCGUAACACUCCUGCUCACAGCAUCGACCGCCUUUCUUAUGAUGACUCACCCAAGAUGACUGCAAGUGGUCUCCCCGACUUUAACAACCCUAUGCCUGAAUUUGGCUACAUUGACGACGACGUUCACACCAACCCCUCAGUUGUCCAAGAGCGUCUUGAUGGCGAGCACCACGAUGAUACUUCUGAAGGCCGAGCAACACCCACUCCCCGAAAUGUUGCCGAGCAACGCGCUGAGAGUGCUGCCAGCAGCCAAGGACCCGGUGCCGCUCAGGUUGCCGGUGCUGCUGCAUUGGGCGCAGCCGCUGGAAUGGCUGCUGCCAAUGCUCACAGCCGUGAACCCAGCCAGGACCAAGAUGAGUGGCAGCGGACCUCUGACGACCGCAAGCGAGACACUCUUGUCACCAACCCAUACGAGGACACCAGUCCUGUCGCCAACCCUGCCCUGAAUGACAACCUUUUGGGAGCCCGGGGUUUUGGAGCCCCUUACCACACCGGAAGUCCUGGUUUUGGCCCCAAGUAUGACGAAGGCUAUAUGUCCAAUGGCAAUAACCGAACUCCCGAUCUCCAGCCCAAGGGUAAGGCUCUUCAGCUGUCUCUGCCCGGAUCUCCAAAUGAUGCUGGCCAGGACCCCUUCUACGCCCCCAAAGACGCUCGUCACCUUAGUGGCAUGUCUCAAGGCAUGGCGUCACCAUUCUACGAUGCAGCCACUGGUCAAGGAAUUGACCGCAUCGAGAACAAGGACAUUGUUGCUCUGAUGCAGCACCUCAUGGUUCGAGAUGCUCAGCGCAGUGCCCGCGAUACGGAAAUUGUUGCACUGCUGAUGAACUCUGCCCUUGAGAUGCGAACUUCUCUGAAUGAGCUUAGAAACCUCGUCCAGGACACUAGCGACGAUGUCAUUUUCGCAGGUGUUGAGAACACCGAGAAGCUUCAGAAGGCAAUCAAUGGCCCUCGCCCCUACCCUGGGGCCCGAUCGGUUCAGAGUAUCUCCCAGAUUGACACUUUCAACGAGGCCGCUGCCAAGAAGAACCUAUUCAAGCGAGCUUUCCAAGGCCUCAGCAACAAGGGUACCAGUGACUUCAAGCGUAUUGAAGAAAUCCUGAUGCAGAUUCUCGGCGAGGUUGACGAGCUCAAGGGACAGAGCACCGUCCCCCCUGUUUCCACCAGUGGUGGCCGUGGCCCCUCAUUCGACAACCUGCAGCCUGAGGGUCACUUCGAGCAAGAUCGAGGCUAUGAGCCUGAAGGCAACUCUACAAUCACCCCCAGCCAGUCUGGUCACUUCUCACUCUCCCACUCCCGAUCCCGGCUUGCCAAUGAACGCAAGUUUUCUGAUAACCGCAUCAGCACUGUUGCUGAGCACGAGGAUGAAUACGAACACGCCCACCCCAGCCCGACUGGCGAGCGCAGCAACCCCAAUAUGCUGACACCAGAACGAUCAGGCUUCCAGCGCGGAAGUUCUGUCCCUCUUGAUACACCCCCUCAGCCGUCUGGUGUUACUCAACCAAUGAGCAAUGAGAACACUCCUCGCACAACGGAGAAGCAAAAAAAGCACAAGUCCGGCCUUUCGGGCUGGUUCCCCAAAAUUUCCAGGUGGUCCGGAACGACAGCCUCCAGCGCUGGCAAAGGCAAGAAGGAAGCCAAGUAUGAUGACUACCCUCCCUCGCGCUCAGGCUCUAGCCUAGGCGAGUACAACGAUGGGGAUUACAGUCAUGCCCCGUACGCAGAGGACCAGCUACAUACCGGAUUCUCUCAGCAAGAGCUCGCGUCGGCGCCCAAUGCCGGUGAUACCAUGCCAGCGCCUCUCCGCCGCGAAAUCAACCAUACUCCAGGCAAUGCACCCAAGUAUCAGGUUCACCGAAACUCACUGAACCUUCAACACCCCCAGCCCAGACAGGGCCAGACAGAGCGCUUCCGCAAUGCUCUGGAGUUCUCUGCUCAAGAAUACAACGUCCCCAUGACACCUAGGUCGGCAGAUUGGGGUGGUUCGGUUUCGAGCUUGAACCAGAUGGCUCAAAACACCAACCGAUACAGCCAGGCAUCAUCGACAGGUGCUCCUCAGGACCCUGCCUACUGGACCACAUCUCCAACUGGCCCCCCUCGACCUCCCAAGGAGCCCAUCGAGCCCACUGGUAGCCCCUCAGCCCUGUCCCCCCCCAGAGGUAGCCGCAUCUCCAAGCUGGCCAAGGGUAGCCCCGCCCCUCACCCCAGUGAUGAAAGCGGAUAUGCUACUAUGAGUGGUACUCAUGUCAGCCACCUCACAAGCAGUCCCAAGCCUGAGAACCGGAACCUCAAUGCUGCUUUGGGUGUUCCUACUCGUCGACCUAGUGGGCCACGAGCCAUGACUCCCAAGAGCCCUGAGGAUGAAGCUCGUCGACGCAAGCGAGAUACCUUCGGCAGUGUUGCAUCUCAUAACACGGAUGACACGGAGACCUUUUAGAAAGGGGAUAACCGUGGCAGCCGUACACUACCGGAAUGCUGAUCGAUAUCUUAUCAAAGAAUGAUACAGUGCUUUGCUUUUCUUGACACCAGACUUCACUCUCCUUCUGGAGGUUCGGGCUGGUGGUCAGUUGUAUGAACUUUUUAUGGACAUGAAACGGCCUUCAAGUGGAUGACUUUGCUAUUAGCGAAGAAAGAAAAAAAAAGGCAGCUUUAGACUGAAGGGGUGGCAAGCUGAAACAGCGGCAAGAUGAAGGGCUUAAUAAACAAACAACCGAACAACCAAGGAAACGAAAAAAAUUGGGGAUGGAAAGGUGUUGACAAAUACCAAAAAAACAAAGGGGAGAAAAGGAUGCAGGAAAGGGACAUAUUUGCAUACAGGGGCUUUUGCUUGAAUUCUUGACGACGACAUGACAUGGCUUUCUUACUGCAGAGCGAUACGUCAAUGGUUUGAUUUGCGAGCAAUGAUUUACACUCGGAUUGGAUAUUAUGAGCGGAAAGAGGAUGGAUGCUAUGACCGGAUAGCAAAAACACAAGCUCAAGCACAAGUGGAUGACCAUGAUGUGCGUGAACAUAUUUCAAGUUAGAUAGUUGGGGUUCUUAGUUGUUUAGCUUUGCGAGUGUGAGAUAGAUACCAUACCACCGAUAUUGGUUGUAAUUGGGAACGCAAGGAAUUCAAUUGCGAUGAAUCCAGAGGGAUACCACCACGGUGUAUUAGUUGCCUUCGCAAGUGAAAUAAUGGCUUCUUCAG
Fusarium odoratissimum NRRL 54006 is the source of this 7088-nucleotide messenger RNA. RefSeq lists its product as uncharacterized. Lineage: Eukaryota; Fungi; Ascomycota; Sordariomycetes; Hypocreales; Nectriaceae. The coding region runs from base 1233 to 6338 and encodes 1701 amino acids. The transcript is spliced from 2 exons. The record is from RefSeq and is a predicted model, not a curated record.